This is a messenger RNA of Sapajus apella (tufted capuchin), 1443 nucleotides long. It is a transcript of the gene C5AR1, whose product is annotated as complement C5a receptor 1. The record is from RefSeq and is a predicted model, not a curated record. Gene Ontology annotation, molecular function: G protein-coupled receptor activity; complement component C5a receptor activity. NCBI's taxonomy places the organism in Eukaryota, Metazoa, Chordata, Mammalia, Primates, Cebidae. Gene Ontology annotation, biological process: phospholipase C-activating G protein-coupled receptor signaling pathway; positive regulation of cytosolic calcium ion concentration; complement receptor mediated signaling pathway. The coding region runs from base 149 to 1192 and encodes 347 amino acids. Gene Ontology annotation, cellular component: plasma membrane. The transcript has 2 exons.
CCAGCCUCAGUGCCCAGGGUGCAGACCAAUGAGAGCCCCAGAGAGCAAGACGGUCAUUUCCUCCCUGCAUCUUCCCUCAGGGCUUUAAAAACCACAGCCCUGGGGCGGGAGGGACCUUCCAUCCUCGGGGAGCUCAGAAGACCAGAACAUGGACCCCUUCGUUCAUUCCACCCCUGAUUAUGAUUACUCGACUCUGGAUCCCGACAUCCCGGUGGAUAAGACAUCGUACAAGCUGCAGGUUCCAGACAUCCUGGCCUUGUGCGUCUACGCAGUCGUCUUCCCGGUGGGAGUGCUGGGGAAUGCCCUCGUGGUCUGGGUGACAGCAUCUGAGGUCAAGCGGACCAUCAAUGCCAUCUGGUUCCUCAACCUGGCGGUGGCCGACUUACUUUCCUGCCUGGCGCUGCCCAUCUUGUUCACGUCCAUCGUGCAGGGGAACCACUGGCCCUUCGGAGAGACCACCUGCCGCAUCCUGCCCUCCCUCAUCCUGCUCAACAUGUACGCCAGCAUCCUGCUCCUCGCCACCAUCAGCGCCGACCGCUUCCUGCUGGUGUUUAGCCCCAUCUGGUGCCAGAAAUUCCGAGGGGCCCACCUGGCCUGGGCGGCCUGCGCCGUGGCGUGGGGCUUAGCCCUGCUGCUGACCAUCCCCUCCUUCCUCUACCGUGCGGUCCAGGAGGAGUACUUUCCACCGAAGAUUGUGUGUGGCGUGGACUACGGCGAGGCCAGCAAACGGCGGGAGCGAGACGUGGCCAUCGUCCGGCUGGUCCUGGGCUUCCUGUGGCCGCUGCUCACACUCACGGUCUGUUACACCUUCCUCCUGCUCCGGACGUGGAGCCGCAGGGCCACGCGGUCCACCAAGACGCUCAAGGUGGUGGUGGCGGUGGUGGUCAGUUUCUUUAUCUUCUGGUUGCCCUACCAGGUGACGGGGAUGAUGAUGUCUUUGGUGAAGCCGUAUUCACCCACCUUCAAGCAGCUGAAGAAGCUGGACUCCCUGUGUAUCUCCUUUGCCUACAUCAACUGCUGCAUCAACCCCGUCAUCUACGUGCUGGCCGGCCAGGGCUUCCAGUCCCGGCUGCGGAAAUCCCUCCCCAGCCUCCUCCGGAACGUGCUGACUGAAGAGUCCAUGGUCAGGGAGAGCAAGUCAUUCACGCGCUCCACAGCGAACACUACGGCCGAGAAGAGCCAGGCGGUGUAGGCGACAGCCCUAUGGGCCGCUGUGGCUGGUGUCCCCUUCCUUCCUGGCCACUGUCCUUCCGCGUGUUUUCACUCCACUCUCUGUGGGAUGGCGUUCUCUUAGCUCUCUAACUCUCCGCCACGUGUCCUGCCUUUUCCAGGCUUGUCCCUCCUCUUCCAGCCAAAUUCUUCUCAUCCUUCCUCACUUGCGAGGUGAACGCUUCCUUCUAGAAAGCACUCCCCUCCCCCGCCAUCUUUCCAUCCCAGGCUUUU